AGCGAUCCGCUUUCGGUCAUGACCUUGCUCGCGCUCCUGCUGUCGCCGCCCGCGGUGCCAGUUCCGGAGAUCGACCCGCCCGCCUCGACGGGAAACCUCGUAAACAAGGCGAUCUACGGCUCCGACUCACGACAGGAGCACAGCGCGAUGCCACCAGAGUGGACUUCGAUUGGCGAUGCCGUCGCAAUGAUCUACGACACGCAGAGUAAUCGCGUGUUUGACAGCCAGGGCGUCUUCCAGUACGAACAAAGUCUCCGCGACAAGAAAGGCGACUGCGAUGGCACGCCUUUGCGCUUCAGCGACCAACCCACCCCGGGCCGCUGCACCGCCACGCUGAUCGCUCCAAACAAGGUGGCGACCGCAGGGCACUGCUUCAAACCCCACCUUUGCGGCAGGCUCGCAUUUGCCUUUGGCGCGACUACCGACGCGAUGGUCCGCGGCACUCCCUUCGCUGCCGACCGCCUCUACUCAUGCGGCUCUGUCGAGAUCUCAGUGUCCACCGGCGGGAAAGACUGGGCCGUCGUGCGGCUGGACCGGAGCGUCCCCGACUCGGUCGCCUCGCCCGUCCGCGUCGCAAGCACUGAAGUCGCGAUCGGGACGCCCGUCAUGAGCAUCGGCCACCCGGAUGGCCUCCCGCGCAAGUACGCCGGUGACGCACAGGUCAAGGAGGUGAUGCAGUCGGGGACGGACGCCUUCCGCUUCUCGACAAAUGUGGACGCGUUCGUCGGCUCGUCCGGGUCGGGCGUCUUCGACAUGUCGGGCGAAAUGGUCGGUAUCCUCAUCAAUGGCAAUCGCGACUAUGACGACAAGGGUUGCGCCAUCACGUACCCGCAGGAGCAGGGCAGGGAGUGGGCGACGGGCGCCAAGCUCCUGCUCCCCUAUUCGUCCUUUCCUAGCCCCUUGGCACCCUCCCCUCCGCCGCCGCCGCCGCCGUCGCCGCCGCCGCCGCCGCCACCGAAGCCGCCGCCGCCGCCGUCACCGCCACCGAAGCCGCCGCCGCCGCCGUCACCGCCACCGAAGCCGUCGCCGCCGCCACCGCCGCCACCGAAGCCGUCGCCGCCGCCACCACCGAAGCAGCCCCGGAGGAGCUUCUGGUGCUUCUAAGCUAGUGGUGGCGUGCUUCUGACAGCACAGGCUGGCGGGCGGACGACGCUCGACGGGUCUCGGGUGGGUGACUGGCGUCGACCGGCGCGUUCGUUUCUUUGCGCACUUACUUGAGUGAGAUCUUUCUCCCUCUCGCUCUCCCUCUGGUUUUCAAGAGAGAGAGAGAGAGAGCGUCUCUUUGUGUCUUUGAGGUGUGGCUACG
Molecule: messenger RNA, 1306 nt
Organism: Emiliania huxleyi CCMP1516
Lineage: Eukaryota; Haptophyta; Isochrysidales; Noelaerhabdaceae
Exons: 1
Coding region: 19-1104 (361 amino acids)
Source: RefSeq, a predicted model, not a curated record